Puma concolor (puma) is the source of this 2045-nucleotide messenger RNA. Lineage: Eukaryota; Metazoa; Chordata; Mammalia; Carnivora; Felidae. The record is from RefSeq and is a predicted model, not a curated record.
GGCGAGUCGGGGUACGGGGUCAGGGAGCUAGAGGGAUCAAGUGGGGGAUCGGUCCUCCUAGGGCCCCGCGCUCCGGAGCUCGGAGCUCCACUCUCCAGGCCCGGAGAGGAGCGGGAAGCGGGCGCCUCCUCCCCUAGGGCGGCGGGGAGGCCUGUCGACCUUGCAGCCGAGCCGAGGAAGAGGGAAGUGGCGUCCGCGGAAGCCAGAGCUGGGCGGAGUGCCCUUGAGAAGAUCCGCUCGUUGGUUUUAUACCAAACCUGACAAGGCCUCAGUUGUCCAAGGCCCCAGGAGGAUGUCACACAUAGGAGUAAAACUGUUCCUAGAGCAGAUGAUGAUGAGACAUCUAGAGGUGAAGGCACGCUUGUACCCCCACAUGGAGGCUUUAUGGGAAACUAAGGAGUCCGUGAAAGAGCGCUCCGGUGAGAGGAAGAAAUCCAGCCCACGAAUGGACAGUCUUGGUCCUGAGAGCGCUCACCAGCACUUCCGGAGCUUCUAUUACCAUGAAGCACCUGGGCCGCAUGAAGCUGUCAGCCAGCUUCAGGAAUUAUGCCACCAGUGGCUGAGGCCAGAGAUCCACUCGAAGGAGCAGAUCUUGGAACUGCUGGUGUUAGAGCAGUUCCUGACCAUUCUGCCCAGGAGCACCCAGAGCUGGGUGCAGAAGUAUCAUCCACAGAGCAUCAAGGAGGCUGUGGCCCUGGUAGAGCGCUUUCAGAGGGAACCUGGUGGAAUAAGUGAUGAGGUCACAGCCCAUGAUCGGGAAAAGGAGGCAGUGCCCUUGGGAGGAACAGCAGUGGCCCCAGGCCUUAAGUGGAAGCCCGCAGAGCCCCAACCAAUGGGUGUGUUCCAGAAAGAAUGUUGGAAUACAUACCGGGUACUACAGGAACAGCUGGGCUGGAAUACUCACGAAGAAACCCAGCCUGUAUAUGAAAGAGCGCUGCCUCCUCAACAGAUUCUAGCCUUUUCUGAGCAGAAAAGCCCCCCAAACUGGAAGAUGGCGUCUGAGCUCAUCUUGCCUGAGUUCCAGAGCUUGUUGACAUUUGAAGAUGUGGCCGUGUCUUUUUCUGAGGAAGAGUGGAAAUUACUGGACCCUGCUCAGAAGAUCCUUUACAAUGAUGUCAUGCAAGAAAACUACGAGACUGUCAUCUCUCUAGGGUUAAAGCUCAAAAAUGACACUGGAAAUGACCAACCUAUAUCUGUUUCUGCAUUAGAAAUACAAGCGUCAGGACGCAAAGUGUUAAGAAAGGCCAGAAUGAAAGUUGCCCAGAAAACAACAGGCAAAGAAAAUCACGGUGCUACACGUAGGCUGCGGAAACGGCAUCGAGCUUUCCUAGGGAGGAAAAGAAAGAAACUUUCAACUUGUAAACAAGAGCUUCCAAAACAAAUGGAUCUUCACGGGAAAGGCCAUGCAGGAGAGAAACCUUUUAAGUGUCAGGAAUGUGAGAAAAGCUUCAGGGUUAGCUCUGACCUUAUUAAGCACCAGAGAAUUCACACUGAAGAGAAACCCUACAAGUGUCAACAGUGUGAUAAGAGGUUUAGAUGGAGUUCAGAUCUUAAUAAGCACUUAAUGGCACACCAAGGAAUAAAACCCUACAGAUGCUCAUGGUGUGGCAAAAGCUUCAGUCACAAUACAAAUCUACACACACACCUAAGAAUUCACACAGGGGAGAAGCCCUUUAAAUGUUAUGAAUGUGGGAAGAGAUUCAUUCAGAACUCUCACCUUAUUAAACACCAGAGAACCCACACGGGUGAGCAGCCGUAUACCUGCAGCAUAUGCAGGAGAAGCUUCAGCAGGCGGUCAAGCCUCCUCAGACACCAGAAGCUCCACAGGAGAAGGGAAUCCUGUCCAGGGUCUCCAGUCUGAAGAAAAUCACCGUACGGCUCUUGACCCCAGAGGCGAUGAAAGAGUGUAAAACUAUGAGGCACCCACGAUAAAGAAUUUGUCACCAACGGGACAUUUUGGAGGGGUACACGCCAUACGUCACAGAAAGGAGUCUAAGCUGUCUCUCUCGUUCAGCAUCGUAUCUUCAGCGCCUGGCACGAGACUG